AUGGGUAAUAGGUCAAGUAAAUGUUGUACCUGCAACGAGGAUGAGACCACAGCCGCUGACUCUGUAGACGCCAAUCACGGCUUUACCGAGCACGACAGACGGGCUAUCGCGGGAGGAGCCUCUCGAGCUGUUGACUACAGUAUCGAGGAAUGGGCGUCCGAUGUGCAUGUAGAUGCUUCUGGGACUACCUGGUUUGAUGCUGAAGAAUCAUUCUGUCGAGAACGGCAUCCGGUCCGCUGCCCUCCUACUCACAGUCAUGAUCAGUAUGAUGGACGACGACAUGGAGGGAAGCAAGCUUGGGCGGCUGAAGGAGUAGAG
Messenger RNA from Perkinsus marinus ATCC 50983, 318 nucleotides. RefSeq lists its product as hypothetical. The annotation marks the transcript as partial. The transcript is spliced from 2 exons. NCBI's taxonomy places the organism in Eukaryota, Perkinsozoa, Perkinsida, Perkinsidae. The record is from RefSeq and is a predicted model, not a curated record.